This is a messenger RNA of Perkinsus marinus ATCC 50983, 387 nucleotides long. Its product is annotated as prefoldin subunit, putative. Bases 1 to 387 code for a protein of 128 amino acids. The record is from RefSeq and is a predicted model, not a curated record. The transcript is spliced from 5 exons. Lineage: Eukaryota; Perkinsozoa; Perkinsida; Perkinsidae. Gene Ontology annotation, biological process: protein folding. Gene Ontology annotation, cellular component: cytoplasm; prefoldin complex.
AUGUCGGCUACAGCUACAGGAGACAUCGAUGUCACCAUGGAUGAUCAACUUCGUAUUAAUAAGUUCAGCAGGCUCAACCAGACCUAUGAAGAACUGGAAGGGGAGGUAUUGCAAAUGAAAGAGAAGCUGAAGCUGUGUGAAAGCGCAGUCGAGGAGAUUGAGUUAUGCAUGGACGACGACGGGCUGAUGUUGAGCGUAGGGGAGUGUUACGUGCCUGUUGAUGAGGACGAGGCUUUGGAAAACGUGGAGAAUAAAAAGGAGGAACUAACAUCGGAGAUGGACCGUCUCACGCAGAAGAGCGAUGCAAUACACGAGGAGAUGCGUGAGCUCAAGAGAGUCCUGUACGCCAAGUUCGGCGAUACCAUCAAUUUGGGUGAUCGUGAGUAA